UUUAUAUAUAUAUAUAUAUAUAUAUAUAUAUAUAGAUAUGUGAUCUCUGUCACAUUCACUUGCUUCUGUUCCCACUCCGAUUCCCCCAUUGGAAUUCAUACCCAAAAUGGGUUUUAUAGAGUCUGAAGAGAGGAGGCUCAUGGAGAUGGAGGAAUUGAAGCGUUUGGUUGCCUGCGCCGGCCUCAGCCAUAGAAAAGACCAUGAAGAUUUCCAGGGGUCUCGUUUUUCGUCCACAGAUUUCGAUGUCGACGACGAUGGUGCCCAGAAGCUUGUUUGCGUUACUAGCGGUGUUUCCUUUCUUGGUCUCGCCAUAGUCAACUGCCUUCUACGCCGUGGCUACUCCGUCAGAAUCAUCAUCCAUAGUGAAGAGGAGAUGGAGAAGUUGAGGGAGCUGGAAGUGUCAGGAGAGAUGAGGACAAUCAAUAACAGCAUUAAAGCAGUAGUGGCCAAAAUAACAGAAAUUGAAAGCUUGUUGAAAGCAUUUGAGGGUUGUCGUGGCGUCUUCCACACCGCUGCAUUUACCGACCCUGCUGGCCUUUCUGGCUAUACUAAAUCCAUGGCUGAAAUAGAAGUGAAAGCCACUGAGAAUGUAAUGAUGGCAUGUUCAAGAACAUCCUCAGUAAGGAAUUGUGUGCUCACAUCUUCACUCCUGGCCUGUGUAUGGCGAGAUUCCACAACACAAGGCCUCUCCCCUGCAAUUAACGAUGAGUCCUGGAGUGAUGAAUCACUUUGUAUGGACAAGAAGCUCUGGUAUGCCUUGGGUAAACUGAGAGCAGAGAAGGCUGCAUGGAGAAUAGCAAAGGAGAAAGGUUUAAAAUUGGUCACCAUCUGCCCAGGCCUCAUCACAGGCCCAGACUUCUUUCAUAGAAAUCCAACAGCAACAAUUGCAUAUCUAAAAGGAUCUCAAGAAAUGUUCGCAGAUGGCCUGCUGGCAACUGUUGAUGUUAUGAAACUAGCAGAGGCACAUACUUGCUUGUUGGAGGCCAUGAACAAGACAGCAUCUGGCAGGUACAUUUACUUUGAUCAUGUCGUUGAGAGAGAAGAUGAAGCAGAAAAAUUGGCAAAAAAUAUGGGAAUGCCUGCAAACAAGAUAUGUGGAAAUGCAUCCAUCAACAUUGCACCUCGAUUGAAGUUAUCAAAUAAAAAGCUUUUAACCCUCAUGUCAAGAACAGUUCGCAAUUGUUAUAAUCAAAGUUAAAAACCUGGACCAAUGAGCUUCAUUAUGAAGUCUUUUUCUGUGAGAUCUCGAACCAAUUGUAUCAAAAAAGAAAAGUAAAGAACUUGAAAUUCACU
Messenger RNA from Hevea brasiliensis (rubber tree), 1293 nucleotides. Its product is annotated as cinnamoyl-CoA reductase-like SNL6. The record is from RefSeq and is a predicted model, not a curated record. The transcript is spliced from 5 exons. Gene Ontology annotation, molecular function: oxidoreductase activity, acting on the CH-OH group of donors, NAD or NADP as acceptor. Lineage: Eukaryota; Viridiplantae; Streptophyta; Magnoliopsida; Malpighiales; Euphorbiaceae. Bases 107 to 1198 code for a protein of 363 amino acids.